Molecule: messenger RNA, 1104 nt
Organism: Guillardia theta CCMP2712
Lineage: Eukaryota; Cryptophyceae; Pyrenomonadales; Geminigeraceae
Exons: 8
Coding region: 1-1104 (367 amino acids)
Source: RefSeq, a predicted model, not a curated record
AUGGAGGGCGUCGAGGUUGACCUCCCCCACUUGGUCAGGUCGGCAGAGCUACCAAUGUCUGGAGAUGAUGUGCAGCAACGGAGGGAUCGAGCUCGCGCUGACAUCCAUCACAUUCCGUCGGACACUGGCAGAUCGGCAUGCCAUGGAGAUCAGAACAAGCUAACCUCCAGGCACAGCGAGAAGCUGCAGAUAGCAGUCGAGCAUCUGAGCAUAGCGGUCUCGCUCAGGAAAAUGAGCGAAGAUGGUACGGUAGACUGCAAGACCCUAUCCUGCGACUUGAGCGAGUGUGUCCUGCGGCUGUGCAAGGCUGCUUGUCUGCGCGGCUUCGCGCUUGGGCUGGCGAUGCCGCGUCUGGGUGCCAGCAGUGCUGUAAAUCCUAGUCCUCCUCGCUUGAUGGCGGACGUGACGUUGGUCCACCCUUACAUUGGUAGCUCUGCCGACCUGACCAAGUGGGGGGAGGUCAACCUCGACGCCCUCCAUGUUGCAGCGUCUGAGAAGAUUCGCAAACAUCGCGCUGCAUAUGCCAUGACUACUCCUCCUCGAGCGUUCAUCCCUCUUGCCAUCUCGACGGACGGUACCCUGCAUCCUGACACCCUCCGCUUCAUCUGGUAUCUCGCGGACAUCAUUGCUCAGCGCUCGAUGCCUCUUGAGGAUGCGGCGUUUGGUCGGCACUUUGUGCCUGAUGACGGACCUGCUGCUGAGGUCUUGGCUCGCAAACGCGCCGCCACCUAUCAGCGCCUCACCAUGCAGCUGACGCUGGAAGCGCUCUUGUCUGGUGCCAGGCGCAUGACGCCCUUGCGGGCGCAAGCACUUCUCGAGCCAGAGGACAGCUCCUCCUCGGACUUUGUCGAGUCGCCCGAGGAGUCUUCGCCGGAGGUCUCCGACUCCGAUGGGGGACACCCUUCGAGUGGCGCCGACGAUCGGCGCGGAGCUGGCGAGGCGUCUCCGUCCCUCACUGUGACGUCGGGUGCCUCCGGAGAGCUCGACACCACUGGGGCUGCUUGUCUGCGCGGCUUCGCGCUUGGGCUGGCGAUGCCGCGUCUGGCUUCUCGCUGUGGACUGUGUGCCUGCCGGUUCAGCUUGUUCCUGCUUUGUCUUGCUUGA